CAUGACCGACUUCCUCGCGCGCGAGAGCGAGCUCCUCGGCGACGAGUUCAGCAGCGCCGCGGGCGGCGGCGGCGGCGCGGGGCUCGACGGCGACAUCGACGUCGACCGCGCGGCGUCUGCGUUCCCCGACAUCUCGCUCGACGGCGAGGGCGACAUCCCGCUGCCUGCCGCGACCGUGGGCGGUACCAGCAAUACAGGGUUCGACUUUGACAGCUUCGAGCCGCCGCAGGAGAGGGUGACGGAGGUGAAGGUGACGGGGGAUGAUGAGAUUGAGAAGUUUGAGGAUCAGUUUCCGGAUAUCGAGGUUCCAGAGCAAACACUCUCUCCCCCACCUGCACAGCAGCAGCCGACGUUCGGUGCCCUGCCCACCUUUGCGCCCCGCCCGCAGCCCUCGCCGUACACCUCCACCCCCAUCCUGAACCAACAGCUGCAGGAAGACGAGCCCGAGGUGAUCAAACAAUGGCGGGAGCGGCAGGCCGAGGAGAUCAAGGCGCGCGACGAGGCGGCGAAGCAGAAGCGCGAGGAGACCAUCGCGCGGGCCGAACGCGCGAUUGACUCGUUCUACGAGGACUACAACGCAAAGAAGGAGCGGCAGAUCCGGGAGAACAAGGAGCACGAGGCGGAGUUCCUGGACGCGAUGCAGGAGAGCCUGUCCGCGGGGACGACGUGGUCGCGCAUCUGCGACCUCGUCGAGCUGCAGAACUCGCAGAGCAAGACGCUCGCGCGCACGGGGCCCGGCACGACUGACCUCUCGCGCUUCAAGGAGGUGCUGCUCCGGCUCAAGCGCGAGGGCGACGCGGCGCCUGGCGCGGCUGGGUACUAGUGGUUCGAGUUGCAGCUGUUCGCGGUAUUACUAUAGUGAAAGUAUAUUUUUGACUACGUGCAUACGGACUCGGGCGAAACUUUGUUGGAU
This is a messenger RNA of Gloeophyllum trabeum ATCC 11539, 913 nucleotides long. RefSeq lists its product as uncharacterized. Gene Ontology annotation, molecular function: structural molecule activity; clathrin heavy chain binding. Gene Ontology annotation, cellular component: clathrin coat of coated pit; clathrin coat of trans-Golgi network vesicle; plasma membrane. The record is from RefSeq and is a predicted model, not a curated record. The transcript is spliced from 4 exons. The annotation marks the transcript as partial. Gene Ontology annotation, biological process: clathrin-dependent endocytosis; clathrin coat assembly; intracellular protein transport. Lineage: Eukaryota; Fungi; Basidiomycota; Agaricomycetes; Gloeophyllales; Gloeophyllaceae.